GUACAUUUGGGCACAGAUAAACAGGGAUUUUCAAGCUUCUUCGGUGUGAGAGCCGGGAACUACUGGGUGGGUUGACCUCAAAUUCUUGUCCCGUUAGAGAAUAUUUAUGGUUUCCGACUGAGAUUUCAGUUGGGGUUUUUUGUCCUUCAAUGAAGUCAUUCUGGGUCUCUUUUACCUCUAUGGCUUCUUCAGUGUGUUCCUAUUCUUGGGGAGACUAAAGUUCAAGUUCAUGCAUUACAGCCAUCUCUGGUGCUGCUUCGGCCAAAAGAGUUGCACUGAAUUUGCAGGAAUUUGGGGUGGUUUUAGGGGAGAAGUUAGUUCAAGUGGCUUCUUUUUCAGUUGGGGUUUGAGAAUUUGGUGGGUUUUGGUUGGACCGACCAGGUCCUUGAAAAUCUGUGGGGGAUAGAAAGUGCUUGAAGUGGGUUGGUUUUUAUUCUUCAGCUUCGGUCUCAAAUCCUCAAGUGGACGAGUGUUGAAUUGUGAGAAAAAUGGCGUGUGUUAAAUUAGGGUCCAAAAGUGAUGCAUUUCAGCGGCAAGGGCAGGCCUGGUUUUGUACAACCGGCCUUCCCAGUGAUAUUGUUGUGGAAGUUGGGGAGAUGUCUUUUCACCUACACAAGUUUCCUUUGCUCUCCAGAAGUGGGGUUAUGGAAAGACUGAUUGCUGAGGCAUCGGAAGAAGGUGAAGAAAAAUGCGUAAUAAGACUGCCCGACAUCCCUGGCAGAUCCAAGACAUUUGAGCUCAUAGCCAAGUUCUGCUACGGAGUGAAACUCGAGCUCACUGCCUCAAAUGUUGUAUACCUUCGUCGUGCUUCUGAGCAUCUUGAAAUGACAGAAGAGUAUGGUGAGGGUAAUCUCGUUACGAAGACCGAAAGUUUUCUCAAUCAAGUUGUCCUACGAAAUUGGAAAGACUCUCUGAAGGCGCUUCAAAGUUGUGAAGACAUUCUCCCUCAUGCUGAUGAGAUCCACAUCACGAAGAGAUGUAUUGAGUCACUGGCCACGAAAGCAUCCACUGACCCAAAUCUCUUUGGCUGGCCUAUAAUGGACCAUGGUGGGCCCAUGCAAAGCCCAGGGGGCAGUGUACUUUGGAAUGGGAUAAGCACUGGGGUGAGGCCAAAAAAAGCAAGCUCGGAUUGGUGGUACGAGGAUGUGUCGAGUCUGAGGUUUCCUCUUUAUAAGAGGUUGAUUUCAGCUAUGGGAACCCGUGGUAUUAAACCGGAGAUCAUUGCUGGGUCCCUCACUUUUUAUGCAAGGAAGUACCUUCCUGGGCUGAAUCGGCGUCAGGGUAUUGCUGAGUCCAGUACCCGGUUAGCAUCUGCGACUCUUGGAGCUCCACCUUCAGAGGAGGAGCAGAAGGAUUUACUAGAAGAAGUGGAUAGAUUACUUCCAAUACAGAAGGGCCUUGUCCCAACCAAAUUUUUAUUCGGUCUUCUUAGAACUGCGAUGAUUAUCCGUUCAAGCCCCUCUUGCAUAUCUAAUCUAGAGAAAAGGAUCGGGAUGCAACUUGAUGAGGCGACGCUGGAAGAUCUCUUGAUGCCCAGUUUCUCUUAUUCCACAGAGACUCUGUACAAUGUCGACUGUGUGCAGCAGAUUCUCAAGCACUUCCUCGCCAUGGAUCAAACUACUGGUGGGGCCUCACCUUGCUCAGUUGAUGAUGGCCAGUUGAUUGGCUCACCAUCGGCUUCACUCACCCCAGUCACAAUGGUGGCCAAGUUGAUUGAUGGUUACCUUGCUGAGGUCGCACCUGAUAUUAAUCUGAAGCUGCCCAAGUUUGAGGCUCUUGCUGCUGCUGUUCCGGACUAUGCCCGGCCAUUAGAUGAUGGUCUUUAUCGUGCCAUAGAUAUUUAUCUGAAGUCACAUCCGUGGUUGGCCGAGUCCGACAGAGAACAGCUCUGCAGGCUAAUGGACUGCCAGAAGCUCUCUCUGGAAGCGUGCACGCACGCUGCACAGAACGAGAGGUUACCCUUGAGAAUAAUCGUGCAAGUCCUCUUCUUCGAGCAGCUUCAGCUCAGGACUUCAAUUGCUGGCUGCUUCCUUGUGUCAGACAAUCUCGACGGAUCGAGGCAGCUGAGGAGUGGGCUGGGCGCAUCCGGUGAGGGAGGGUGGGCCACAGCCGUGAGGGAGAAUCAGGUACUGAAGGUGGGGAUGGAUAACAUGAGGAUGCGCGUCUCGGAACUCGAGAAGGAAUGCUCAAACAUGAGACAGGAGAUUGAGAAGCUAGGUCGGGUAAAGGGUUCGAGCACCUGGGGAAGCGUCUCGAAGAAACUGGGGUUUAGGAUGAAGUCUCAGAUGUGCAGUGCUCAAGAAGGAUCAGUCAGCAACCAGAGUAAAGGUUCGGGCAAGACUGAGAAAGUUAAGGUUAAGGACAGACAUGGCAAGCAUAGGAAAAACUCGUCGCCUGAGCGGUAAACGGCCAAAACUCUUUAACUUUUCCGUGUUUCCCUUUUAUAUUCGUUAUUUUGUCGGUGAUUUUCCUACAUUAGGUUUCAGAUCAGCAACUGAAAAUCCCGUUUGUGUAUGUACCAUAGUUGCCAAUUAUUUGUAGCUUCUCAUCGUCUCAAUGAACUGUGUAGUCGGACAUUUUGUAGUUCUUGAACUGGUAGUGAAUGAUUUCCAGUACCCAAUGAGGGCUGGAUCAAACUAAUAAAAAUGUGUCUUCCAAUGUGGUGGUGUUUAUUUCUA
Messenger RNA from Rhodamnia argentea, 2678 nucleotides. RefSeq names its product BTB/POZ domain-containing protein At1g30440. NCBI's taxonomy places the organism in Eukaryota, Viridiplantae, Streptophyta, Magnoliopsida, Myrtales, Myrtaceae. The record is from RefSeq and is a predicted model, not a curated record. Bases 489 to 2405 code for a protein of 638 amino acids. The transcript is spliced from 4 exons. Gene Ontology annotation, molecular function: protein binding.